GGAGGGAUUGAGAGAGUGGAAGCAGAGGAAGAGGGGAGAACAUAUUUGAACGUGAAAAGAGAGGAAGAGAGCAGCUUCUGAAAGAGACAGGUACCAGAGUGCAGGACCAUGAGGGCUGGGUUCGGAUCGUAUUCUCUCCUGCUCCUCCUGCUGUGUCCCGUCCUGUUGGGCCAACGGAGUCCCCAGCGACGACCCAAGAAGCCACCACGCCCCGCCGUCACCCGGAAACCACCGGUGCCCGCGGCCCCCGCGGCGCCAGAGGCAAUGGAGCCGGCCGAGCCCACCGACUUCCCCCCCCCCAUCCUGAACCCCCCCUCGCCGUACGACAACUGCCCACGGGAGUGCAGCUGCAACCCCAUCUACCCCCACACCCUCUACUGCGAGAACCGCAACCUCCGCCGGGUCCCCCAGAUCCCUCCCGACAUCUACUACCUCUAUCUGAGGAACAACUACAUCGACGAGGUGACCGCCGACGCCUUCAAGAACGCCACUGACCUCAAGUGGGUCGACCUGGCCAACAAUCGCGUGCGACGGGUCGACCGCGAGGUCUUCAAGAAGAUCCCGAACCUUCUCUAUCUGUACAUGGAACGGAACCAAAUGAAGGAAAUCCCCACCGACCUGCCCGAGAGCCUAGAACAGCUCCGUCUCAGUCGGAACCAGAUCUCCAAGAUCCCGGCCGGCGCCUUCAACAAGCUGGAGCACCUGGUGCUGUUGGACCUCCACCACAACCGCAUCAGCGACAGCAACCUGGGCAAGAACGUCUUCAAGGACCUGAAGAACCUCAUGCAGCUCAACCUGGCGCACAACAUCCUGCGCAAAAUGCCUAGCAACGUCCCCACUGGCAUCUUCCAGCUGUUCCUGGACCGGAACAACAUCGAGGACAUCCCGCAGGACUACUUCAAGGACUUCAACAACCUGGCCUUCAUCAGGCUCAACUACAACCAGCUGAACGACAAGGGCCUGCCCAAGAUGGUGUUCAACAUCAGCAGCCUGAUGGACUUGCAUCUGGCGCACAACAAGCUCAGCGUGGUGCCGCACUUCAACGGCCGCCUGGAACACCUGCACCUCAACGACAACCAGAUCGAGCAUUUAAACGGCACAGAGAUCUGUCCUCAUAGUGCGUUGGCGAACCCGGAGGACAGUGGUGCAGUGCCCAGACUGAGGUACCUACGCCUGGACGGGAAUCACCUGAGUCCACCCAUCCCCAUGGACGUCAUCACAUGCUUCAGACACCUCCACUCCAUCGUCAUCUAGAGUCGCUAGCAAGAAAAACACACACACACACACACACACACACACACACAAUACAAACAAAUACA
Molecule: messenger RNA, 1319 nt
Organism: Alosa alosa (allis shad)
Lineage: Eukaryota; Metazoa; Chordata; Actinopteri; Clupeiformes; Clupeidae
Product: proline/arginine-rich end leucine-rich repeat protein
Exons: 3
Coding region: 109-1254 (381 amino acids)
Molecular function (GO): protein binding
Source: RefSeq, a predicted model, not a curated record